Molecule: messenger RNA, 2022 nt
Organism: Colletotrichum spaethianum
Lineage: Eukaryota; Fungi; Ascomycota; Sordariomycetes; Glomerellales; Glomerellaceae
Product: putative E3 ubiquitin-protein ligase ariadne-2
Exons: 2
Coding region: 1-2022 (673 amino acids)
Biological process (GO): ubiquitin-dependent protein catabolic process; positive regulation of proteasomal ubiquitin-dependent protein catabolic process; protein polyubiquitination
Cellular component (GO): cytoplasm; ubiquitin ligase complex
Molecular function (GO): ubiquitin conjugating enzyme binding; zinc ion binding; ubiquitin protein ligase activity
Source: RefSeq, a predicted model, not a curated record
AUGGCUUCGCUCGCCGGCCAGACGAGCUCGACGCCCGACAUGGCUCCUUUGACGACCGCGUUGCCGUCUCCAGAGGAUGACGAGGCAGAAUACCUCGCCCAGGUCCUGUGCCUUUCCCCAGAAGGGUCGGAGGCAGCUAUCGAGGAGGAGUUGGUCGCAAAGGCAAAGGCCCUGGGUAUCUCGAUGUCGAGAUUAUCCCACGAGAAGCGCAUAACCUCGAGCGCCGAGUCGCAGACUUCCACCAUUGCGACGCAGCAUGUCCGGACCUUCUCGACCGCCUCGUGCGAUUCCGGCAGCACAACCCUCACCUCUCACCCGUCUCUGGACGCUGUUCCCAUCGCCGCCGACGCACCUCCGCAUUCUCUUGCCAGGAAACGGUCCAAAAGCCUCGGCUUUUCGCAAUACGACAAGUACUUGUCACAGAUAGAUCCCAACAUAGACCAACCCAAGAUCCAAAAAGCAUCUCCAUCCAUCGCCCACGACACGUCGACGCACAGCUUGUUCAGUGUGUCAUCACGAAGGAGUUAUUUCAGUAUCAAAGAGGGCAUCCGGAAGAUACGACGGAAGAGGACAUCCGCUAUAGUCGAGUCAACAAUCUUGCCUUGCGGCCAUACGUACUGCGCCGAAUGUCUCGGCAUAAUGAUCCAGCAGUCUACGACGGACGAAUCCAAGAUGCCUCCUCGAUGCUGUACGCAGCCGAUUCCAGGGUCCCUCGUUCAGAAGAUUCUCAACCGAGAGGAGCAGCAUGCCUUUCUGAAGGCAGUCUUGCAGUUCAGCACGCCGUGGGAAGCUAGGAUCUUUUGCCCGAAUACGGCCUGCGGUGAAUUCAUCCCCCCUCGCAACCGAAUCGAUCCGAAGCAUCCUUUCGAUGUUGUGUGCCGCAAAUGCCGGACUCGAGUCUGCGUCAUGUGCAAACGCAACGCCCACCCCAUUGGUAAGGAUUGUCCGUCUGAUUGGGAAUUGGAAGCGGUCCUGAAGAUGGGCGAGAAAUCGGGCUGGCGAAGAUGCUACAAGUGCAGAACAUUGGUUGAAUUGAGUCAAGGCUGCACCCACAUGACCUGCAGAUGCAAGGCCCAAUUCUGCUACAUCUGCGGCGCCAUCUGGGAUCCGUCCGUAGGGUGUCCCAACUUCUGCAAUGGUGACGAAGAACUGGAACGAAGGAGGAUGGAAGAAGAGGCCAGAAAUGCUGAGCUUGAGGCAGAAAAGGCUGCCCAAGAAGCCGCCGCCGCCGCCGAAGCCACUGAAAAGAUCGAGGCCGAAAAGCGCACCAGGGCCGAUCCGCAGUUCACCAAUCUGCAGGGCGAGAUGCGUGAAGAAUUGGACCGAUUCCGGACGUACACGAGGAAGAUGAAAUGGGUCAUGUGGACAAGGCAAGCCGAGAAAAAGCAGGCACUGGCCGACAGGUACUCGGAUCAGAUCGACAAGAUGAAGGAGCGCCAUGCGAAGACGGCCGCUCAUCUAGAGGAACGCCAGAUCGAAGCCGAGAUCGAUCUGAGGUCAACACUCGACCAAAGCGAGAAGAGCGUCAAGAUUCGCCUGAAGCACAUGGAGGCAUACUGCGAUGGACUCGGUCGCACUUCGAACGCCGACCUGCCGCCCCGAGUCGUCACGGAGAGAGACCUUCGCUUGCUGGGGCAACAGUACAAUGUGCGAGAUGGCAUGGAGCGUUUGCACCAGGCAAAAAUCAACGUUUUGCGAGACCGGCAGGCCAAGCGCAUGGAGGAACUUUUGGAACGACAGGAGCAAGAACUCGAGAAACUGACCGACAGGAAAGAGCAGGAUAUAGAGAAUCUGGCAUCGGAUUUUGCGCAAGAAGAAGAUACCCUGGUCAAGAUUAUUAAUGACCGCAAGCAGAGGCUGCAACGACGUUGGCUGAUUGCGAUCGAGAUUUUACGUAAGGAGCUGGAGGAGCAAACCGGAGAUCGAUAUGCGUCUCUCGCACUACCGGCGUGGCCCGACGACAACGAGACGCAGGACGAGAUCCUGGCAUCACUCCCCAAUUCUCCCACAAGCGAGGACUAA